Girardinichthys multiradiatus is the source of this 3307-nucleotide messenger RNA. RefSeq names its product nuclear receptor subfamily 1 group D member 1-like. The record is from RefSeq and is a predicted model, not a curated record. NCBI's taxonomy places the organism in Eukaryota, Metazoa, Chordata, Actinopteri, Cyprinodontiformes, Goodeidae. Gene Ontology annotation, biological process: positive regulation of transcription by RNA polymerase II; cell differentiation; negative regulation of transcription by RNA polymerase II. The coding region runs from base 579 to 2285 and encodes 568 amino acids. The transcript is spliced from 8 exons. Gene Ontology annotation, molecular function: nuclear receptor activity; zinc ion binding; RNA polymerase II cis-regulatory region sequence-specific DNA binding.
AUGAGAGAGAGAGCUUUACUGAUUCCUAACAAGCAGGGACUCAAAGAAAGAGAGAGAGGGAUGACGAAGAAACUGGUCACAUUUCUCAGGCACCUGAAAACGUGCCGCUUAUUUUAGGACGCGUGUUGCUUAUUGAUGAGAAGGGGAGUGUUUAAUCUACUUCCACUCUGAGGGUGCGCUAAUGGUGACUGUACAUGACAGGCAGGUGAAUGAGAACACUCCUCACAGUCAUAUCCUGCCAUAGAUACAGACGGACCAGAGAGCAGCAUCUGAUCAUCCUUGAUCACAACUGAUAUCUCAACUGAUCUCGUUAUAUAUAUCUUUACAUAAUUUUUUACAGAAAUAUUUGCUGUUUUUUUUUUAUCUAUAUUUCAUCGCUGGCUGGGGUUUUCUGCCCAUGCUCCGCGCACAGUCUUGUGGGUCUGAGCUCCGGGAUAGUACACUGUGUACAUAUGCUUUUGCAGCUCCUGAGUCUCUCACUUGUGUUAACGAAACUCCAGAGUGACAAGAAGCGAAAAGCAGUCCAGCUUUAAAAGUCCACAAUUAUUCCACUUGGAAGCGAGAAUCGACCAGAGAACAUGGAAAAUAGUCCCGGUGGUGGUGUCAUCCUGUACGCCGGCUCAUCUGGCAGCUCCAGUCCAAGUCCCGGAAGCCCAUCAAGCGGAUACCAGACGCAGUCGCCAUCCUCCCACUCCCAACCCUCGUCCCCAGAGGCCGUCUCCUUCCAGGAGAUCGGGGUGCUAAAGCAAAGAGGGGGCCAUGGAGGAGGAAGCAUUUCCCCCAAAAUGGUCUUCCAGUUCCCAGAAGUGAACAGUGCUCCUGUUGCUCAUAUUACCGCAGCGUCAUCAGCAACCUACAGCCACCCCACAGCUGCCAAAAGGUCCUGCAGUUUCACUGGGACAUUCACCAAGACUGGGGGUAUGGUGCUUUUAUGUAAGGUGUGUGGAGACAUCGCAUCCGGCUUCCACUAUGGUGUCCACGCCUGUGAGGGCUGCAAGGGUUUCUUCAGAAGAAGCAUUCAGCAGAACAUCCACUACAAGAUGUGCGUGAAGAACGAGAACUGUCACAUCAUGCGCAUGAACCGUAACCGGUGCCAACAUUGUCGCUUCAAGAAGUGUCUCUCUGUGGGCAUGUCUAGAGAUGCGGUGCGUUUUGGGCGUAUUCCCAAGCGGGAGAAACAGAGACUAAUGGAUGAGAUGCAGAGCUAUAUGAACAGUCUCAAUGGACCAGCUUCCGGGCAGAUGGAGGUACCGCCUCCAGCCGAUGGCCCCUGCAGUCCGCUCAACCAGAUGAACAUUGGACCCAGUUCUGUAUCACAGUCUUACCCCAGCGAGCAGAAGCCGGUCAAGAUGGCAGCAGGCAGCGGCAGCCUGGGGACUCCAUCUUUCCAGAGCGGCGCAGUGCAGGAUGUUGGCAUGUCAGCCCAGAAUCUGAACCAGGUUCAGGUGGAGCAGCUAAAUGUUGCAACAAGCUACCAUCUCACUGCAAACUUCCAUGCUGCACCCUGCAGUAAUGCAAGCUCCACAAACGCAAAUGUCAGCAAUGCCAACUACUCCUUCUCCAAUCAGAACCAAUGUCCAGUUAGUGGCAGCAUAUCCUCUCAGACCUUCAGUCAUGGUGUCAUGCCAGACAGAGAUAACCAGAACCCAACAUCCUGUCCCUGGAAGCUGAAUGGAGGUGCCAAAGUGCUUGCGUGCCCUCUCAAUUCGUGUCCCGUGGCUCCAGCAAGUCGCUCCAGUCAGGAAGUGUGGGAGUCGUUCUCCCAGUGCUUCACCCCUGCAGUUAAAGAAGUGGUGGAGUUUGCAAAGAGCAUUCCAGGAUUCCAAACUCUGAGCCAGCACGAUCAGGUCAUGCUGCUCAAAUCUGGCACUUUCCAGGUUCUCAUGGUAAGGUUCUGCUCAUUGUUUGAACCCAUAGAGAGAACGGUCACCUUCCUUAACGGACAAACAUACUCACUGACAUCACUGAGGGCUCUGGGUAUGGGCUCCCUGUUGGAUGCCAUGUUUGACUUCAGUGAGAAACUGGGAUCUCUGGGUCUGGAACAAGAUGAGAUGGCUCUUUUUAUGGCCGUUGUUCUGGUGUCUGCUGACCGCUCCGGCAUUGUAGAGGUGGGAGCAGUGGAGCAGUUGCAGGAGAACCUCAUAAAAGCUCUGCGUUCCCUCAUCACCAGUCGCCGGCCGGAUGACAGCACGCUCUUCCCAAAGCUGCUGCUGCGCCUGCCGGACCUGUGCACACUGAACAAUCAUCACUCUGAGAAGCUAUUAGCUUUUCGCAUAGACCCUUAAGUGAACAUUUUAUCACAGAGUCAUGAGGUAUCCACCUUUGGGGUCCUCUUUGCUCUCCACGUGAGCCUGGGUUGCUAGAUUGAGCACCAUGGCCUCUGCAUGACAGACAGUUGUUUCAGGAGCCGUGCCAAGUUUAUCUCUAUCAGGGUGAGGACUGGAAAAACACCAGAGGAGAACAUCAGCACAACAAGAGGUGAAGGAUCCUUAACUUUAGAGCUUCCAGCUGGAUUGCCAAGAGGAAACGGACUGUAUUCUUCCAUGAGUUUCCUCAAGCCGGUGUCAAAGCAUCACCUUUCCCUCACCCAGCCUUUGGAGUUUAUCAGAGACAAACUUUUUGUACUGAAGACCAAAAGAAAAAAAAAAGGACAGAGCUUGUUCUUUCUCAUCAGUCUAUGUUCUCCUGUCCCAGCUAAUGAAUCUAUCAAGAAGAAAGAACACACUGUUGAUAUAAAAAGAAACAUUUGCCAACACAGAUUUGGUAUUCUGCUCUUCCCAUGUACAAAAAAAUAAAUCUAAAUAUAAAGUUUGUCAUAGCAAAGACCAUUUCUAACAUCCAAUUAGGAGGGCUGUUUGUGCUUGCCCUGUCAAAAUCAAAUAAGCUAUUUUCACAUGUUAUCAUGUGGGGAAUCUUCACUGAAAUCAUCCAUUUGUGAUUGAGAUAUGUUUGAUAUUUUUUAAGGAAUGAGUUGUAUUUAUACACGCUAUAAAUAUUGGUCAUUUUAGACCAUGUUUGAAUAGAUAUAUGUAUAUGUUAAGGUAUCCUGUUGUAAAUUUUGUACAGAGCUGGUUGUAGUUGCUUCCUUGAUAGAUGCAGAUAAAUAUAAAUGUAAAAUUGAGUUAUUAAAAGCUGCCAGAUUGCUCUAUAGAGAAUUUUCACCAUGUUCUUUGAGGAUAUGGUUUUUACUUGGACAUAUACACCUGAAAUAAAUGUAUUGUCACUGACAUCAUCAGCUUAUGUAUAUUUUGUAAAUGUCUAUAGUCCCAACAUAGAGAACCACUAUUAAAAAAAUAUUAUAUAGCAA